Messenger RNA from Harpegnathos saltator (Jerdon's jumping ant), 522 nucleotides. It is a transcript of the gene AIMP3, whose product is annotated as aaRS-interacting multifunctional protein 3. The record is from RefSeq and is a predicted model, not a curated record. NCBI's taxonomy places the organism in Eukaryota, Metazoa, Arthropoda, Insecta, Hymenoptera, Formicidae. Bases 1 to 522 code for a protein of 173 amino acids. The transcript has 4 exons. Gene Ontology annotation, cellular component: aminoacyl-tRNA synthetase multienzyme complex; nucleus; cytoplasm. Gene Ontology annotation, biological process: positive regulation of DNA damage response, signal transduction by p53 class mediator.
AUGGUUUUAUGUAAUAUCGAAUGUUUAGAAAAAGUAGCGCAAUAUUUAGAUGUUCCUUCAGGAAAAUUACAGUUCUCUGACAAGAACAUACUGCUUGACUUAGAAAAUAAGGAAAAUACAUCAUCUAUCCAAGGAUUUAACACCAUUGUACAAGCGCUUGCAAGAAAUUCAAAAUAUGCUGAUAUACUCGGCAAAGAAAAAGAAACAAAAGCUCGAUCGCAACAAUGGUUAGAAUAUGUCACAGUCUGUGUCAAUCAUGCAGAUUUCCCUCUUAAUGCCAAGAGAGUAUUGAAUGAAUUAAAUGCAGCAUUAAUAGAUGUCACAUAUUUAGCUGGCACUGAGAAGACCAUUGCAGAUAUUACACUUUAUUAUAUUCUUCAUUCAAUAAUGAAAGAAUUAAGUUAUCAAGAAAAGGCACAAUAUGUUCACGUGUCCAGAUGGUUCGACAAUGUUCAGCAAGAAGAAAGGCUGAGACAAAAAUUGGAUUUAAUCUCCUUUGAUUUAAUGCACAUAUUCCUAUAA